Clunio marinus is the source of this 924-nucleotide messenger RNA. The record is from the annotation of a GenBank genome assembly. NCBI's taxonomy places the organism in Eukaryota, Metazoa, Arthropoda, Insecta, Diptera, Chironomidae.
AUGGUGGCAAGAAAAUGGCCGGAAUACGUGACUCGUUGGGAGGAUGCUGAACAGAAGCUGAUGAAGUUAAAUAUGAUGCCACAUGAUCAGGAGCAUAGAAUCAAACAACAAAUCAAGAAAAUUAUUUUCUUCAUCAUGCUCAUUGCUUUCAGUAAACGAUUUAAAAGUCGAAUAACCUUUUCUCCCACUCUUGUCUUUCUAGUCGAACAUAAUUUAGGAAUUGCUUCUGGCAUUUAUUCAUCCAAAUCUUGUUGGAGCAUGCAGCCAGCUGACGAAGCUUACUUUCGAAACUCUUUCAUAGACUUCUUCACUGUCUUCAAUAUAUUUGCUUGGAAUUUUAUUGACGCGUAUCUAAUUAUCAUCAGUGUGCUGUUAACUGAGAAUUUCACAUGCAUAAAUCGAAAGCUAAAUACAAACAACACACGAAUUAAAUCAUCUCAAUUUUGGAAUGAUGCUUGGGCUGCUUAUAAAGUUUCAGUCAAUUUGGUUGAGGAAACAAAUGAUCUGAAUGGUGGAACGAUUUUAAUUUCAUUCUUCAGCAAUUUGUACUUCGUUUGUGUUCAACUGUUGGGAUGUUUCAAGUCUGAAUCAACAUUUGUGGAUGGGUUACAUUUGUGGCUUUCUUUAAUUUUUCUCAUUGGUAGAACACUUGCGGUUUGCUGGUUUGCAUCUCAAAUCAACGACGAGUCGAUGAAGCCACUUCAUAUUCUGCGUUCAGUUCAGUCUGAUUAUUUUGAUAUCACAAUGAAACGUUUCAGUGAACAUUUGGCAACUUACAGUGUCGCUCUUAGCGGAAUGAACUUCUUCCAGUUAACCCGAAAAUUGAUUUUGAGUAUUUCAGGGACUGUCGUGACUUAUGAGUUAGUGCUGGUACAAUUUAAUGAAGCUGAGCAAGAAAUAUCUGAUAAUAAUUCCUGCACUUAA